AUGAAAAUAAGCAAGAAAAAGUUAGUUGAAUCAUGCAAAACAAUUAUUUCCUCAGCUGAUUUAGAUAUUAUAACGGAAAAAAUUGUCCGACGUCAAGUUGAAGACAAACUUGGUUUGGAGAACAAAAUCCUGGACAAUGAACCUUGGAAAGGUUACAUCAAAGAAAUCGUAAACAAAACA
Funneliformis caledonium is the source of this 180-nucleotide messenger RNA. The record is from the annotation of a GenBank genome assembly. Lineage: Eukaryota; Fungi; Glomeromycota; Glomeromycetes; Glomerales; Glomeraceae.